Molecule: messenger RNA, 1971 nt
Organism: Stereum hirsutum FP-91666 SS1
Lineage: Eukaryota; Fungi; Basidiomycota; Agaricomycetes; Russulales; Stereaceae
Exons: 5
Coding region: 1-1971 (656 amino acids)
Source: RefSeq, a predicted model, not a curated record
AUGCCGGACAAGAGUAAAAAGAAGAAAGAGGGAAGUGGAUCGAGUUCGAAGGAUCAGAGCAAGUCCACCGACGAGUUCGAUGCUGACAGUACUCGCUUCUGUGAAGCUUGCAAGCGUGAUGUUCGCAUCGGCUUUGGAGGCGAGGCGAACUGGCAACAGCAUCUCAAAAGCUCUAAACACCGGUUGAAGGCUCCUGUCCCUACCGCUCAAGGCAUCAAAAACUUCUUCACUCGAAUUGUAUCCUCCGCAAAACCAACUAUAUCGUCCUCUCCGAGCGCGGCAUCCCUCAAAACUCAGCCUUUGCCCAGCCUUUCUUUAGAAUCUGAAGUAAUCGACGUAGAUGCAUCUGGAGAUGUUCGCAGUCCUGGCGUCCCCGAUAAGCCUCUUUGGCUCGUCUUGUCGUCCAGGUUACGUUGCGCAGACUCGCAGCUUCCACAGGCAGUCCCCCUAGGUGUUCUAACGGACGCAUUUGCUGAGAUCUCUGGCAAUCCGAUGCAUGGUGUGGUAGACGUGGAGGAGGCUUGGGAAGAACACUUGAAUCCCAGUCUUCAUCGUGUUUUCGGCUAUGAUUCUUCGGUAGAGAGCUUGGUGGGCAUAGUGAGAAGGGGAACGGUCGGCUUGGAGGGUUUUGGCGACUGGGUGGAGGCGAUUGGACAGGCAGGUGUAGAUGUUGAGAUGUUGAGAGAACGGGUUGAAAAGCUCUUAGAAGCUGCUCGCAUCGUUGCCCAGCAACACGGUGUUCAACUUCAAUAUCCCGAUCAAACACGUCCUCUGGAGCCCUCUAAUCUCGACGAUAUACCGCCGCCACUAGAACCUAUUCGAUCCGCUUCUCCGAGUUCUAGUCCAGCGCGCCCAGCCUCGAUUGAUCUUGACGAUAUCCCACCACCACUCGAGCCCAUUCCGAAGCGUUCGAAGCCUGUCGCGCUAGCAGUCGUACUAUUUACCUGCUUAGGCUAUCGUAUGGUGUUCCCAGACGGUGCUUCUCCGUAUCUUUCCUACCCCUUCGCCAUCCACGACAUUCAAGCGCUUCCCUGGAACGUUGCCAUCAUCAACCCAGGCCCUCAACUCUACCUCCGUUCGCUUGAUUGUGCUGGCCAGUCUACUCGCCCCACCGGCGCGUCCUGCCGCAAGCUUGAGAACCACUCCGUCAUCAUGGGCAUCCGGCAUCGAAACCUCGAUGGCACUCACAAGAACACGCCGUGGGCUUACCUCUCCAUCGCCCAGCUGUUCGACUGGCUCAAGCGGAAGACUAGUCAGAUCGACGCUCUUCACCUUGACGGUCUCAAUCGUGGUCGCCUCAUUGCCGUACGUGUUCGCCAUCUCGAUGGUUGGCGCCGUCUCGUCAUGUCCAUCAUCAACAACGAGAUCCCUCGCAUCCGUGUUGCACUUGCUGUCCAGGAACGGAACGGUGCGGGCGUUUUCGGGUACUUACGUGCCGUCGAUUCUGCGGCUAAGCAGGCCUACAAACCGAAGAGCUAUCAAGAGGCAGACUUCCAGCGCGCGUACUUAAUCUGGAAGCUGGGAGGCGUCUCUGCCGCAAAUAUCGCUCAUCGUACGCUUGGGACACCCUCAAUUGAUUCUACUCGGCGCAAUAUGACCGUCAAUCACAUUCGCGCCUCUUCUGGAUUUCCUACCGUCAACGAACUCGUAGCCAACCUUCGUGCCGCGUUCGAGGAUUGGGCCCCAAUGGCCGCUACCGGUCCAUCAGGACCGCUGGUCGUCUAUGGAGCAAGCGUAUCAUCUGACGAGCUCAAGAUUCAGGAGCGUCUGCGCUGGGAGGCAUUCCUCAAUACGAUCCUGGGUCUGUGUCGCGAGCAUUCGUCUGGGCUAUGUCUCGACUUUCGUUCUCUUCGACAAGCUGACGUUGUACUGGAGGCACUGAAGGCUGUCCCACAGCGAGUUCAUUUCGCAUCCGAGUUUUCAACCGUUUCGUCCAAGAAUUGGCUAGGUGCUAGCUAUACCCCUCCUUGA